This is a messenger RNA of Dovyalis caffra, 178 nucleotides long. The record is from the annotation of a GenBank genome assembly. Lineage: Eukaryota; Viridiplantae; Streptophyta; Magnoliopsida; Malpighiales; Salicaceae.
UGGUUCAUCAAAUGCUUGGAUUCUUGAUACGGGUGCAAGUUCUCAUAUUCGUGCCUCUAUGCGGGAACUAGCAAGUAGUGAGAGCUUGGAGAAGAAUGAGGUAACCCUAAAGCUUGGAGAUGGAGCAAGUGUUGUUGCCAAGGCUAUUGGAUCACCCUCUAUUGAUCUUAAUGAUCAU